UCAUUUCCCCAUGCAAAAAAAAACACACAAGCACCACAAUAACAAAACAAAAAUACAAUUCAAAGAUCACAUUCUCCUUCUUCUCAUGUUAUGUUAAUAAGGUUUCUCUUUCUCCUUCCAGAACCAAAAUCCCAUUUCUGGAAAAGAAAUGGAGGAAUCAGAUUCAACACCAAAGUCUCUGAUGGAGAAUCUGCUUGGCCUUUUGAGGGUUCGCGUGAAGCGUGGUGUCAACCUUGCCGUUCGUGAUGUUCGAAGCAGCGACCCUUAUGUUGUCAUCAAGAUGUACAACCAGAAACUAAAGACUCGUGUGAUUAAAAAGGAUGUGAAUCCUGAGUGGAAUGAAGACCUUACUCUUUCUGUUAUAAAUCCGAAUCACAAAAUUAAACUGACUGUGUAUGACCAUGACACUUUUAGCAAAGAUGACAAAAUGGGAGAUGCAGAAUUUGACAUCUUUCCCUUUAUAGAGGCCUUGAAGAUGAACUUAACUGGCCUUCCAAAUGGUACUGUAGUCACAAGAAUACAACCAAGCAAGCAUAAUUGCCUGGCAGACGAGAGCUGCAUAACUUAUAGCAAUGGCAAGGUUGUCCAAGAUAUGAUCCUUAGAUUGCAAAAUGUGGAGUGUGGUGAAGUGGAAAUCCAAUUGCAGUGGAUUGAUCUUCCUGGUUCUAAGGGUUUAUGAUCUUAUGACUUAUGAGGUGUUUGUGUAUUAACAACUUCAUGCAUAUAAGCUGGCUUUUGCCUUGGACUCUAAGACUUGUUGAGGAACAAAUUACUGAACUUGUGUUUAUUCCCGGAAUGUAUGUGAUGUAUUAGUACAGUUUAGAACUUGUAAUUUUUCAUGUUUAAAAAUUUAUCUUCUGGUUCUGGUCUCA
This is a messenger RNA of Glycine soja, 872 nucleotides long. RefSeq names its product protein C2-DOMAIN ABA-RELATED 4-like. Lineage: Eukaryota; Viridiplantae; Streptophyta; Magnoliopsida; Fabales; Fabaceae. The coding region runs from base 149 to 679 and encodes 176 amino acids. The transcript has 4 exons. The record is from RefSeq and is a predicted model, not a curated record.